AGGUUGGAUCUGGGAGAUACGCGCUGACCGCAGCGAGGUAGGCGCGGCAUCAGCGGCGGUUCGGGAGCGGGCCCUGGAGUGUGGCGACCUCAGCGGGCAGGAGCCAUCCCGUAGCUAGGGCAGGAGGCAGCCGGCAUGAGCGCACUGGACCUGGCCCGGGUGGGCGCGUGCGUGCUGAAGCACGCGGUGACGGGAGAGGCCGUGGAGCUGCGGAGCCUGUGGCAGGAGCAGCCGUGCGUGGUGGCCGGGCUGCGGCGUUUCGGCUGCAUGGUGUGCCGCUGGAUCGCCCGGGACCUCAGUAGCCUCAAGGGGCUCCUGGACCAGCAUGGCGUGCGCCUGGUGGGCGUGGGGCCCGAGACCCUGGGCCUGCAGGAGUUCCUGGAUGGUGGCUACUUCUCAGGAGAACUCUACCUGGAUGAGAGCAAGCAGUUCUACAAGGAGCUGGGCUUUAAGCGUUACAACAACCUGAGCAUCCUGCCUGCUGCCGUGGGGAAGCCGGUGCGGGAUGUGGCCGCCAAGGCCAAGGCUGCCAACAUCCAUGGAAACCUGUCUGGGGACCUGCUACAAAGCGGAGGGCUGCUGGUGGUCAGCAAAGGCUGGCCCUCCUGCGCCGGCUUCUCCCACCUCGCCCACCCUGCCUCCCUGCUGCUCCCAGGUGGUGAGAAGGUGCUGCUGCACUUUGUCCAGAAGUCCCCAGGGGACUAUGUUCCUCAGGAGCGUGUCCUUGGUGCCCUAGGCAUCUCUGCGGAGGGCCUUGCCAGCGAGCCACCACAGUGUGAUGAGGAGGCGUGUGGGAGGUGAAGGGCUCCAAGGACCUGGAAAUACUGCGCAUUGGACGUGAAAGAUUGUUCUAGAAUCGCUGAGCUGGAACGGUGGACUUUGCCAUAGCAACACAGGCAACGUGGGCCAUUAAAACUUUGGUUUCUGAUCAGA
Molecule: messenger RNA, 933 nt
Organism: Echinops telfairi (small Madagascar hedgehog)
Lineage: Eukaryota; Metazoa; Chordata; Mammalia; Afrosoricida; Tenrecidae
Gene: PRXL2B
Product: peroxiredoxin like 2B
Exons: 7
Coding region: 136-801 (221 amino acids)
Source: RefSeq, a predicted model, not a curated record